This is a messenger RNA of Carlito syrichta (Philippine tarsier), 816 nucleotides long. Its product is annotated as tryptase delta-like. Bases 1 to 816 code for a protein of 271 amino acids. The transcript is spliced from 6 exons. The record is from RefSeq and is a predicted model, not a curated record. Gene Ontology annotation, molecular function: serine-type endopeptidase activity. Gene Ontology annotation, biological process: proteolysis. Lineage: Eukaryota; Metazoa; Chordata; Mammalia; Primates; Tarsiidae.
AUGCUGAAUCUGCUACUGCUGGUGCUGCCUGUCCUGGUGAGCCCCGUCUAUGCAGGCCCUGCUCCAGGCCAGAGCCUGGAGCGAGCGGACAUCGUGGGGGGACAGGAUGCGCCCGAGAGCAGGUGGCCCUGGCAGGUGAGCCUGAGAGCCCGUGGCCAGUUCUGGCAGCACAUCUGUGGGGGAUCGCUCAUCCACCCCCAGUGGGUGCUGACGGCAGCUCACUGCGUGGGACCGCACAUCCAGCGCCCAGCCCUGUUCCGUGUGCAGCUGCGGGAGCAGCACCUCUACUACCACGACCAGCUGCUGAGGCUCAGCAGGAUCCUCCCGCACCCUGACUACUACACGGCCGAGGGCGGGGCGGACAUUGCCUUGCUGGAGCUGCUGGAGCCUGUGAACACUUCUGGCCCUGUCCACACGGUCACCCUACCCCCCGCCUUGGAGACCUUUCCCCCGGGGACGCCAUGCUGGGUGGCAGGCUGGGGGGACGUGGACGACGAUGUGCCCCUCCCGCCACCAUACCCCCUAAAGCAGGUGAAGGUCCCCAUUGUGGAAAACCACCUUUGUGACGUCCAGUACCACACGGGCCUCUGCACGGGGGACAACGUGCGUAUCGUCCGGGAUGACAUGCUGUGUGCCGGGGAGUCCGGAAGGGACUCCUGCCAGGGCGACUCCGGAGGGCCCCUGGUCUGCAGGGUGAGGAAGACCUGGCUGCAGGCAGGCGUGGUGAGCUGGGGGGCAGCUGGUGUUGCUGCCUACCCCCAGGCUCUGGGUCUCAUUAAAGAGCUUGACAAGCUGGCCUGCCGUUGCUGUUUCUGA